AUUAUGGCACAAGGAGUACAGCUUCACCUUCAGGACGAUCGCCAUGUGGUGAUGGACAAUGGUAUUCUCCAAGUGACAUUAUCAGUACCAGAUGGCAUUGUAACCGGAAUCAGAUACAAUGGCGUCGACAAUUUUCUUGAGGUUCUUAAUGAUGAAACAGACAGAGGAUACUGGGACGUUGUCUGGAGCUCGACAGGAACUACAGGAAAAUUUGACAGCCUCAUAUGCACAACCUAUAAUGUCAUAUUGCAAACAAAUGAUCAAAUAGAGCUGUCCUUCUCAAGGGAAUGGGACGUGUCGCUUCAGAACAAACUUAUUCCUCUGAACAUAGACAAGAGGUUUAUAAUGCUUAAAGGUUCCUCAGGAUUCUAUUCUUAUGCAAUUUAUGAACAUUUAAAGGGAUGGCCUGGUUUCAACCUUGACGAGAAUAGGAUUGCAUUUAAGCUCAGAAAAGACAAGUUUCAUUACAUGGCCGUGGCAGAUAACAAGCAGAGAUAUAUGCCUUCACCUGAUGACAGGUUACCACAUAGAGGAAAACCACUUGCUUAUCCAGAAGCAGUCCUACUUGUCAAUCCCAUCGAGCCUGAGUUCAAAGGCGAGGUCGAUGAUAAAUACCAGUACUCGUGUGAAAAUAAAGACAACAAGGUCCACGGCUGGAUAUCUAUGAAUCCACCUGUGGGAUUCUGGCAAAUUACUCCGAGUGAUGAAUUCCGAUCUGGUGGACCUGUCAAACAGAACCUUACAUCCCAUGUUGGUCCAACUACUCUAGCUAUGUUUAUAAGCUCUCAUUACGCUGGGGAUGAUCUAAUACCAAAGUUUGCUCAAGGCGAAGCCUGGAAGAAAGUUUUUGGCCCCGUGUUUAUAUACGUUAAUUCUGUUAAGCAGGGAGGACAUCCUAUUGCUCUAUGGCAUGAUGCCAAGAUACAGAUGCAACAUGAAGUUCAAAGCUGGCCUUACAGUUUUCCAGCAUCAGAAGAUUUUUCAUCAGCAAAUCAAAGAGGCAAUGUUAGUGGUAGACUUUUGGUACAAGACAAGUACAAGAAUCAAGGUCAUAUACCAGCAAAUGGCGCUUAUGUUGGGCUUGCUCAACCAGGAGAAGCUGGUUCAUGGCAAAGAGAAUGCAAGGGCUACCAAUUUUGGGCUAAAACAGACAACAAUGGAAACUUCUCAAUAAAAAAUAUAUGUCGCGGUCACUACAAUCUUUAUGCAUGGGUCCCUGGAUUCAUUGGGGACUAUGUAUAUAAGAAACUCAUUUCUGUAACUCCAGGUAGUAGAAUUAAUGUGCACGAUAUCGUAUAUCAGCCUCCAAGAAAUGGCCCCACAUUAUGGGAAAUAGGGAUUCCUGAUCGUACUGCUGCAGAGUUUUUUGUUCCUGACCCUAACCCGAAAUUCAUCAACAAGCUUUUCAUCAAUCAUCCUGACAGGUUUAGGCAAUACGGAUUGUGGGAUAGGUGCUCCGAGUUACAUCCAACCGAUGACCUUGAGUAUGUAAUUGGAAAAAGUGACUAUAGAAAAGACUGGUUUUUUGUUCAGGUUCCAAGGAGUAACAAUGAUGGCACAUAUCAAGGAACGACAUGGAGAAUCAUAUUCAAACUUGAUUCAGUCAAUCAAAGCAGAAUGUAUAAAUUGCGCAUUGCAAUUGCUUCUGCAUCUUUAGCUGAAGUGCAGGUUCGAGUGAAUAAUCCGAGCACAAACCAGCCUCUAUUUACAACCGGAUUGAUUGGAAAUGACAGCUCAAUUGCUAGGCAUGGAAUUCAUGGAUUAUACUGGCUGCACAAUAUAGACAUACAUGGGAAUCUGCUAGUGACAGGGGACAACACCAUAUACUUAGGCCAACCAAGACGCCAAAGUCCUUUCCAUGGGAUUAUGUAUGACUAUAUUCGUCUCGAAGCACCACCAAACUAAGCAAAUAAUAGUAUAAUUCUAACACUCUAUUUGGUUGUAUUGCAUAUUGUAUUAUUUUGAAUGAAUAUAAUGUUUGAAUAGAUUGUAUCAUAUUGAAAUCAACUCUCACAAUAUUGAGGAUGUAACUAAUUACAUGUCACACCACAACCAAUGAUAUGUAUUGUUUG
Messenger RNA from Solanum stenotomum, 2072 nucleotides. Its product is annotated as rhamnogalacturonate lyase B-like. Gene Ontology annotation, biological process: carbohydrate metabolic process. NCBI's taxonomy places the organism in Eukaryota, Viridiplantae, Streptophyta, Magnoliopsida, Solanales, Solanaceae. The coding region runs from base 4 to 1905 and encodes 633 amino acids. Gene Ontology annotation, molecular function: carbohydrate binding; catalytic activity. The transcript is spliced from 15 exons. The record is from RefSeq and is a predicted model, not a curated record.